CUCCCAGCAUGCCAGGGAGUGGCUGGGACCGCCUGACGGGUUCCUUUAGGACUGCGCUUUAGGACGGCAGAGGGUUUCACAGUGGACACCAGAGAGGAGCUGGACACUCGGGACGAGGAUUCAUUAAAGAAGGGUUAAGGCUGGAGAUAUGAGAGUAGGGGCUGCAUCCUUGGCCGGGGGGAUCUUCGGGGUUCUGGGAACCCUGUGUUUCCUCGUGGCCUUCGGUACAGAUUACUGGCUGGUAGCCAGUGAGAAUUGUGGAGUGCAUUUUUGGCCCACUCAAGCCACAUUGGACAGAGACAAAGAUGCCAACGGCACAAAGGUCCAGUCAGAAGAAGCGGUAACUGCUUCGCCUCCGUCCCUCUUACUGCACCACGAGGGCUUUUUCUGGCGUUGUGUGUUUCCGAUGCAGCCCGCAACACACACAGUCCUCGCCACUCUUUUCACAAACCAGCCAGAUUCCAAGAUGUGUAUCCACGGUUACCUCUUCCCGCUGCCAGUUGCUCUUGGACAAGUUCCUCACCCAACUUAUGACACUACUGCAGUGUUUCGAGGUUUCUGGACUGUGCUGAUAAUCUUCGGGCUCGUGUCAGCUCUGACUGGAGGCUCCUUCUUGGUCUGUGGCGUUCCCUUCAUGAGCCACAAGCUAUACAAGCUCGGCGGAGUGUUCCUCAUUGCUGCUGCCUGCCUGUUCCUGUUCACGCUGCUUCUCUACGUGCUGUGGAUGGAGGUCGUGGAUGUGCCGCGCUACAUUUUGCAGGAGCUGGGAGAAUCGUGUCCAGAUGCCCGGGUUUCAGUGUUCUACGGUCUGUCAUUUAUGGUGGCGGCAGCUGGCGUGCCCCUGGAGCUGGUUUCAGGGUUGGUCUUCCUGCUGGUGAGCCACGCGCUGCUGCGUGCAAACCAAUGAGCCGCUCGUGUCGUCAGGAGGAGAGGAAAGAACCGUUCUGUCCUUUUUAUACCUGCAGUAUUGAUUUCUCUGACAACAACGCACCUUUUCCACUUGGGUUGGUCCAUCCCAGACACCUCUGAUCCCGGUGUCAACAGCACCAAGCUUGACAUGAGGCUUCCUUUAUGCACAGUAAAAGUUGAAGUGGCGUUUCUGGAUGUAUCUUUAUGUUGUAGUGCUUGACAAAGAUUUACCAAGGUAUUCCCCUUGCCCUUUAAAUCAGCAUUUGAAUACAUCAGCACUUGAUCCGACGCCAUCUGAAGGACUAGAGAUCACAGUAUCCAGUUUAAGAUUGCAACCAUAAUACACUGACAUUCUGCCAGAUUCCUUGAAUCUUUUUCUUUUUGCAAUUGAUCUCAUUCACAGUAUAAUGAGAAAUAUGCUUAAUUCUUAUGAUGUUUAAUUGAGCAACAUUGUUUUCAAGAGUUUUGUUUAUUUUCUCAGUUAUUAGUUGACGAAUUGGAGUUUCUUCUGCCCAUCUUUGCUUUUUAAAAACUCUGCCUUUUGUCUUAAGUCAAUAUUAGAAUAACCGUAUCAGCAUCAGUUCCUUUUUUUUCACCUGUUUACCGGCACUAAGCUGCCCCUGUACCUGCACUUGUGGAUAUGUGUUGCAUGUCUGAAAGGCACAAAUGGAUGUGCAUUACCAAAAUAAAUGUAAAUGAUGGAAUAUUUAAAAAAAAAAACACAGUUCAUCCAGUCUGCAAGGAAAUAGGUUUUUUUUCUUCUCUUCAUUUUUCAAACUCUCUACUUUUCUGAUGUGUUUUUUAUUUACUUUUUUAUCACUUCACAAGGAUUUUGUCUUUUUUUUGUUGAUGUAUUAGAGCGAGAGUGCUUUGUCUGUGCAUGAGGUCACCAAAACAAAUUCCAGUCCACCAUGUUGUCGUGGCAACGGAGUUCUGAACCGGGAAUCUUGGAGCGUAUCGAGCAGGCGAACACUGAGUCUUGACCAAGAACCAAUCAAACACACAUGGAGUGUGCUGGAAAGUCAGUUCAGUGGCAGGAAACGCACAUUGAAAAAGAUUAAAAAGAACCAACAGAAAUCAUUAAAAGGCCAUUUUAACAAGAAUUCAUUUUCAAAAUGAGCGUCAUAUAAACUUUUGAAAUUCUGGCUGGAAAUACUGAACCAAUAUUAUAUUAUUACUUUUUCCAUGUAAGCUCCCAAUCACAUUCUACUUAAUUUCUAUAAAAAAUAUAUACAUCUCAAAAUAUGUGAUCAUCACACCAGUGAAUCCCAGUUUUCCAAAGAGUGUAAGAUGAAAUGUGCACGGCGUCUCCCCGUCAUGAUGUGGGCCCCGGAUCAAAGCGCAGUGGCUGCAGCUGAGAGAGGUGGGAGGCAGGAAUAGAUGGAAUAGAUGGACUGGAGGGUUGGGGGUGGAGCAGGAGAAGGAUGGACACGGGGAACAGGGAGAGAAUUGAUGUGUGCAGGGGGGGUGGGCACAAGGGGGCUUUGAGAAACGAACAGCUGUUUGUGGGUUGGGUUUGUGUGCAGCGUGCCAACCACCUGCCUCCUUCAAACCAAUCACAUUUCACACUCCCAUGCUAUAUUUAUUUAUUUUUUCACGUCUUCACUGUCUUGUUUCUCUGCUUCACCUGACAUUAUGACGGAUGGCAUCAACUGAAAAUACCGAUGGCUAUCUUUGUCUUUCAAAGCAGUAAAAAAAAAAAAACAGCAACACUCAAAUGGAAAUACAUUACAUGCACACAAAAAACAGAACUCUUUAUAUAUUUUAUUCAAAUACUGUGUUUGUGAUAUUUCACAUGAUCCCUGUGUUACUGAACUGUUUCAUAUACUUGAAAUAAAAGU
Cololabis saira (Pacific saury) is the source of this 2750-nucleotide messenger RNA. Its product is annotated as transmembrane protein 182-like. Lineage: Eukaryota; Metazoa; Chordata; Actinopteri; Beloniformes; Belonidae. The transcript has 5 exons. Bases 149 to 907 code for a protein of 252 amino acids. Gene Ontology annotation, cellular component: membrane. The record is from RefSeq and is a predicted model, not a curated record.